Molecule: messenger RNA, 14222 nt
Organism: Vespula pensylvanica (western yellowjacket)
Lineage: Eukaryota; Metazoa; Arthropoda; Insecta; Hymenoptera; Vespidae
Gene: kst
Product: spectrin beta chain, non-erythrocytic 1
Exons: 34
Coding region: 678-13289 (4203 amino acids)
Biological process (GO): actin cytoskeleton organization
Cellular component (GO): cell projection; plasma membrane; cortical actin cytoskeleton
Molecular function (GO): phospholipid binding; actin filament binding
Source: RefSeq, a predicted model, not a curated record
AGAUAAAAUCAAGACGAAGCUGUCGAUUCGCGUAGCCAGAUGGCGCGUGUAGCACCAACGGACAAUCGAAAUGCGCGCCGUUAAGUACGAAAGUUGGAAGGGAGAGAAAAGGAGGGGAGUCUACCGGACAGGAAGAGAAGAGUUAAGUAGUGGGAAUGGCAAGUCGGUCGAGCGGGCGAAUACGAAAGCGACUCGGAGACAUUGGCGCAGACCUCCUUAGUUCGGGCACGGUCGAGCACGCUAACGGAUAGGAAAAUUGACGCAAGCACGCACGCAACACGCACGCACGCACGCACGCGUCGUUCACCGCUGCCACCGCUGGAUUCGUCCUCGUGCGUCUCCUAUUUCGAACGAGUUUAGUAGCGGUAUUCCGUAUUCUGUGCGCGAGUGCCGUGAUAAAUCUUUCGGAAGGACGUGAAGAUCGAGAGAAGCCGUACGAGGAUUUGUGAAUGCCUCCACCGGUUUUUGGGUUAUCGAGGAUUUCUUCUCCGUUUGGAAGCCAACGGACCGGAUUUUUCGGAUAAGAUCGAGGCACGAGGAGCGAAGGGGCGCAGUAUGAGCCCCGAUCUGGGCACGGCGCCGUACCCCAAGGAAGACCUAACAACUUCGAGUAUCUCCCCACGUAUCCACCGCCGAGAGUCGACAGAUACAGGGGUGGUCCGAUUAUACAGAAGAGAAUGACUCAGAGGGAGGACGUUCUCAAGUUCGAGCAGGGCCGUAUAAAGGCCCUGCAAGAGGAACGUCUGCAUAUUCAGAAGAAGACGUUUACAAAAUGGAUAAAUUCCUUCCUCUUGAAGGCUCGCAUGGAAGUGGACGAUCUGUUCACGGACCUUGCGGAUGGGAAAAAAUUACUUAAACUGCUGGAAAUAAUUUCGGGAGAAAGAUUGGCCAAGCCCAACAACGGUCGUAUGCGAGUACACAAGAUCGAGAACGUGAACAAGUCGUUGGCUUUUCUCCAUACAAAGGUUCGGUUGGAAAGUAUAGGAGCGGAAGACAUAGUCGAUGGAAAUCCUAGACUGAUCCUCGGAUUGAUCUGGACCAUCAUCCUGAGAUUUCAAAUACAAGAGAUCGAGAUCGACGUCGACGAGGAGAAUGACAGCAGCGAGAAGAAGUCGGCAAAGGACGCUUUGUUGCUCUGGUGCCAAAGGAAAACCAAUGGUUACCCUGGCGUUAACAUUCAAGAUUUUACGGGUUCGUGGAGAAGCGGUCUCGGUUUCAACGCUCUUAUCCACGCACACAGGCCGGACUUGGUCAAUUGGUCGGAACUGCAGCAAAACAAGAACAUCGACAACUUGAAUUAUGCUUUCGACGUGGCGUACUCGGAGCUCGGUAUUCCCAGGUUGUUGGAUGCCGAGGACGUCGAUACCGCUAGGCCGGACGAGAAGUCCAUCAUCACGUACGUCGCGUCGUACUAUCACACGUUCGCCAGGAUGAAGAACGAAAUUAAAAGCGGAAAGAGAAUCGCGAACAUCGUCGGUCAAAUGAUGGACGCCGACAAGAUGAAGAUCCACUACGAAAAAUUGACCACCGACCUGCUCGAAUGGAUCAAACUGAAAAUCCAAGACUUGGAGAAUCGAAAUUUUCCAAAUUCGUUGGAGGGCAUUCAGCGGGAGCUCUUGGCCUUCAAGCAAUACAGAACCGUGGAAAAGCCACCCAAGUACAAGGAACGAUCGGAGAUAGAGGCCUUGUAUUUCCACAUAAACACGCAGCUGAAAUCGUUGAACCAGCCGGCGUUCACGCCGCAAGAGGGCCAGCUCGUCCACGACAUAGAAAGGAAUUGGGUCGAAUUGGAAAGAGCGGAACAUCGGCGGGAAGUCGCCCUUAGAACGGAACUCUUGCGCCAGGAAAGAUUGGAACAGUUGAAUUACAAGUUCGAGAGGAAGAGCGUACUCAGGGAAGGCUAUCUAAAGGAAAUGAUUCAGGUCUUGACCGAUCCGAGAUACGGCAGUAAUCUAGCUCAGGUGGACGCCACGGUGAAGAAGCACGAGGCCAUAAGCGCGGACAUUCUGGCACGAGAGGAGAGAUUUCACGAUCUGACGAACAUGUCGGAGGAAUUGGUCAGAGAGAAUUAUCAUGGAUUAGAAAGGGUCAGAGUGAGGGAGCAGGAGGUAUUGCAGAGAUGGAAAGAGUUGUUGGCCCUGUUGGAUCAUCACAAAUCCAAUCUUGUAGCUCUUUCCUCUCUGAUGAGCUUGAUGAGGGAGAUCGACACGACCCUGGCCUCCAUUCAAGAGCUGCAGCUUAAUUUCCAAAGCACGGACGUCGGCCCGCACCUGUUGGGCGUGGAGGAUCUCUUGCAGAAGCACAGUUUGCAGGAAUUGCAGGUGACGGCGCUAGGGGAGAGCCAGAGACGUCUGGGCAGACAGGCCGGCCAACAUCUGGCUCAACCGCAGAGCAAGGAGGUACCUCUGCUGAAACAAAAAUUGGAUCUUCUAAAUCGUGCCUACGACGAACUCGUGGAGUACAGCAAAGAGCGCAAGGCCCGUCUCGAGGACGCCAGAAACUUUUUCCACUUUUUGCAAGAUCACGAGGACGAGGAAUCCUGGCUCAUCGAGAAACAACGCAUUUGCAAAGCCGGAAUAUCGGCGAAGGACUUGCGCGCCGUCAUUUCUUUGCAACAAAAGCACAAAGCGUUGCAGGACGAGAUGAAGGUACGCAGACCGAAGUCCGAACAAUUGUGCGAGGCUGGUAGAAGAUUGAUAGCCGACAAUCAUCCGUCCUCGUUAGAAAUUCAAAACCGUAUAGACUCGUUGCAGGAGCAUUGGAAGGUUUUGGAAGAGCUCGCUGCCUUGAGGAAAAAGCAAUUGGACGACGCGGCCGAGGCGUUUCAAUUUUAUGCCGACGCGAACGAGGCGGACUCGUGGAUGAACGAGAAAAUGGCUCUGGUUACCUCGGAAGAUUACGGCGUGGACGAGCCAAGCGCCCAAGCGCUCUUGCAAAGACACAAGGAUCUGGAAGGGGAAUUGAACGCCUACAGGGGCGACGUGCAAUCUCUGAACAUGCAAGCCGAGAAGCUGAUCAAGUCGGGAAUUUCCACGCUCGAAUUGUCGGCCGAUCCGGAACCCGUCGCGGAAUUGGAACAGGAGGAGUGGAGCAAGGAGAUACGAUUGGUACCUCAGGACGAAUGGGUCGACGAGAUCGUCGAACGAUUAGAACCGAGAACCGUUCACGAGGAGAAAUUGGUGCCGCAGGUGAAGAGCAUGUAUCCGUUCACCGGUCAAGGCAUGCACAUGGCCAAGGGCGAGGUCAUGUUCUUGUUGAAUAAGACCAAUUCGGAUUGGUGGAGCGUCAGGAAAGCGGAUGGCACCGACGGUUUCGUCCCCGCCAAUUACGUUCGCGAGAUCGAGCCGAAGGUCGUGUCCGUUCAAAUGAGGCGACCGGAGAAGGUAAGGGUCACGCAAAGGGUCAAGAGGACCAAGAUGGUGAAGCAGGUGGUGCCGGUGCGAAGGGUAAAGUCGAUCAAGUCGACGGUGAAACCGAUCAAGCGGAAGGCGGUCAACGACGGCGACAGCGUUGAAAAACGGCAGAAAAAGAUAAACGACACGUACGGGGAAUUGCAGGAAUUAGCGACGAAGCGUCACGCCUUGUUGGAGGACGCCAUUAGGUUGUACGGUUUUUACCGAGAGUGCGACGAUUUCGAAAAGUGGAUAAAGGACAAGGAGAAGAUGCUUCGGACCGACGAUCCGCGGGACAACGUCGAGACGGCCAAGCGAAAGUACGAAAAGUUCUUGACGGACCUGUCGGCCUCGGGAAAGCGCGUCGAGGCGAUAGACGCCGCGGUCGACGAGUUCGUCAGACAGGGGCACAGUCAGUUGGACAAGGUGAAGGCCAGGCAGAGGCAUAUUCAUCAGCUUUGGGACCAUUUGAACUGGUUGAAAACGCAAAAGGAGAAGAGCUUGGAAGGCGCCUCCAGCGUGGAACUGUUCAACAGGACGUGCGACGAGGCUCACGAUUGGAUGUUGGAAAAGAUAACGCAACUGGACACCGCGGAGCUCGGACCCGAUUUAAAGACGGUUCAAGCUUUGCAACGGAGACAUCAGCAUUUGGAGCGGGAGUUGGCGCCGGUAGAGGAGAAAGUGAGAAAGGUAAAUCUAUUAGCCAACAGCGUAAAGAGUUCUUAUCCCCACGAACUGAACAACGUGAACGCCCGACAAAACGAGAUCAAAGACUUGUGGAACAAAGUGCAGAGCAAAGCGAAGGAGCGUAGAUCUCGUUUGGAGGACGCCGUCGGCCAGCAGAUAUUCAUGAACGGUUCGAAGAAUUUGAUCAACUGGGCCGCGGACGUGCAGGAAACGAUGAAGGCCGAAGAAUCGGUCAGGGAUGUGGCUACCGCCGAGCUGUUGAGGAAGCAGCACAUGGAACUCGGGGAGGAUAUAAAGACGCGCGAGGACGAGUUCCGAGAAGUCGAGGAGCUUGGAAGUCAGCUUUUACAUCGCAACCCGGCCCUGACGGACGUUCGCGAGAGAUUGGAGAAGCUGCAUGGAUUGUACCGAUCGGUAACGUCCGAUUGGAUGGCGAAGGAGGAGUGGCUGCAGCAAUGUUUGGAAUUGCAACAGUUCAACAGGGAGGCCGAUCAAAUCGAAGCCACGACGAGCUCCCACGAAGCCUUCUUGGAGUUUACCGAGCUGGGCGAAUCUUUGGACGACGUCGAGGCUUUGCUGAAGCAACACGAAAAGUUCGAGAAUACUCUUCACGCUCAGGACGACAGGUUGAAAGCGUUCAGCGACACGGCCGACAAGCUGAUCGCGCAAGAUCACUACGACAAAGACUACAUCGACGAAAGGAGAAAUCAAGUUUUGGCUCGGCGAACGGCCGUCAAGGAUGCAGCGCAACGGAGAAGAGCGGCUUUAAAGGCAUCGGAACACUAUCAACAAUUUUCGGCGGAGGUCGACGAUUUGCGCGACUGGUUGAGCGAUAAAAUGAAGACCGCGUCCGACGAGAGUUAUCGCGAUUUGAACAACUUGGAACGCAAACUGCAGAAACACGAGGCGUUCGAAAGGGAAUUGAGGGCCAACGAGGGCCAAUUGAGAGCGGUCAACAAGGCAGGGAAAGCCCUUAUAUCCGAGGAAAAUUAUAGGUCGGACGACGUAGGGGAAACGUUGAAAGAUCUGAACGAUCAGUGGGAUCGAUUGGUCGCACUUUCCUUGGAGAAAGGCCGUAGGCUGAGGCAAGCGGCCUCCCAACACGGUUACAAUCGUACGAUGGAGGAUGCCAGGCUGAAAUUGGAGGAAAUCGAGAAUUGUUUGGAGAGCAAACAGGUGGGAACGGAUCUUAGAAGUUGCAAGGAAUUAUUGAAGAAGCAUCAGACCCUCGAAAGCGACAUGUGUCAGUGGGAGCAAAAGGUGGACGACCUUGUCGCCAUGGGUCAGGAAAUGGCGCACGAAGGUCAUUUCGAUGCUGCGAAUAUAUUGAAAUCCAGCCAGGCUACUCAGAGAAAAUUCCGCAGUUUGAAGGAACCUGCCAAAAGACGACGCGAGGCGUUGGAAGAGAGCUUACGUUUCCACAAGUUUGGAUUCGAAUUAGACGCCGAAUUGCAAUGGAUAAAGGAUCACUUGCCGCAAGCCUCCUCGACGACGCUCGGACAAAACUUGCAUCAAGCUCAGACUUUACACAAAAAGCACAAAAAGUUGGAGGCCGAGAUCGCGGGCCAUCGACCGAUGAUAGACAAAACUUUGGCCUCGGGACAAGCGCUUAUCGAGCAGGCUCAUCCCGAGAGGAAGAAGAUACGGGAGCUGUGCGACUCGUUGGACGACGCUUGGAAAGAUUUGCAAGAUAAGGCGGGAGAAAGAAGCAAGGCGUUGGACUUGUCAUUGAAGGCCCAAGAAUUCUACUUCGAAGCCGGAGAAGUAGAAAGUUGGCUAAACGAAAAGAACGAUGUGCUCAGCUCGACCGAUUAUGGAAGAGAUCGUGACGCAGCCACGAAAUUGUUAACGAAACACAAGGCAGUAGAACUUGAAUUAGACACUUACAACGGUAUCGUAUCGGAAAUGGGACAUACGGCAGCCGCGAUGAUCAAUGCCAAACAUCCCGACAGUAAGGCUAUAGCCAAUAAGCAACAAGCGAUCGCUCAGCAGAUGAGGGCGUUGCAAAAAUUGGCUACGGUGAGACAGCAACGUCUCAUGGAGAGCAUGUACCGGCACGAAUACUUCUUGGAAAGUAGAGAAUUGGAACAGUGGAUCAAAGAGCAAGAGCAAGCUGCUGCUUCCGAGGAUUACGGACAGGAUUACGAACACUUGUUGGCGUUGCAAGCUAAAUUUAAUGACUUCAAGCACAGAAUAGAAGCCGGCUCGGAGAGAUUUAAUCAGUGCGAGGAGUUGGCUAGGAAGUUAAUCGCGAACGAGAGUCCCUACAUUCAAGACAUCGAAAAACGGCAGGAACAGUUGGGACAAGACGAAGAUGACCCUGUCCUUCAGGUACAUAAGCAACAUACGAUCAUUGGAGAAUCCUGGCAACAUCUUCUCGAUCUCAUUCGCAAUCGAGAGCAACGCUUGCAAGCUGCUGGAGAAAUUCAUAGAUUCCAUCGAGACGUGGCCGAGGCAUUGUCUCGGAUCCAAGAGAAAGAGGCAGCUUUGCCGGAAGAUUUAGGCCGCGAUUUAAACUCCGUACUGGCGUUGAUCAGACGACACGAAGGAUUUGAAAAUGAUCUUGUAGCUUUGGAAGCGCAGCUGCAAGUUCUGGUAGAGGACGCGUCGAGGUUGCAAGUUCAUUAUCCGGGUAACAAUGCCAUGCAUAUAGAUCAACAACAGCAAAUCGUUGUCGCGCAUUGGGAAGAUUUGAAAGAGAGAUCUGCUCACAGAAGGGAUCAGUUACAAGCCAGUUGCGAUCUGCAGAGAUUUUUGACUCAAGUAAGGGAUUUGAUGAAUUGGGCCGCCGGUCUUCGUGCUGCCAUGUCCACCGAGGAUAAAGUUCGAGACGCUGCGAGCGCGCAAAUGUUAAAGGCGGAACACGAAGCUUUGAAAGGCGAGAUAGAAGCGAGAGAAGAUAGUUUCAGUUCGGUCCUCGAUUUAGGCGAAGCUAUGGUGCAAACCGGUCAUUAUGCGGCUACGGAAGUGGAGGAAAAAUGUAAUCAACUUUUGGACGAAAGACAGAAACUUCACACAGCUUGGCAACAGAAGAAAGUCCACUUGGAUCAGUUGAUAGACCUACACUUUUUCCUGCGAGACGCUAAGCAAUUAGAUAAUCUUUCCAGUACCCAAGAAGCCGGCCUCAGCGGCGACAACUUUGGCGUGUCGGUCGAAGAAGUCGACGCGCAAAUGAAGAAGCACAACGAGUUUGAAAAGUUACUCGUCACCCAAGAAGAAAAAUUGAUUGCCCUGCAAGAACACGGAGACAAGCUCUUGGCACAAAAUCACUUUGAUUCGCCCACGAUUGCCAAACGAUUGAACGAGGUAGUGCAAAGGCGAAUCAAAAUUCGCAACUUGUGCGACGCGCGUAGAAAAAAAUUGGAGGCCGGUUUACUUCACGCUCAAUUCGUCAGAGACGUUGGGGAGGCAGAAUCUUGGAUCGGCGAGAAACAAAAGAAAUUGGAGGCCGAAACGUCGAAAGGCGAGGUAUCCAGUUUGGAGGAUAAAAUCAAAAAAUUACAGAAACACCAGGCCUUCCAAGCGGAGCUAGCAGCCAAUCAAAGUAGAAUCGAGGAAAUAAAAGCUAAAGGGGAAACUCUGUUGGGACAAAAGCAUCCUGCGAGUAGUGAGAUUCACGAACAAUUGGAACAGUUGUAUUCCUCUUGGCGAAGAUUACUCGUAGAGUCCGGAAAUCGUGGAAGAGGUCUCGAGGAGGCGCAAGACAUAUUGGAAUUUAACAAUCAAGUUGAGAAGAUCGAAGCUUGGAUAAGGGAUAAAGAAAUGAUGGUUCAGGCAGGUGAUACAGGUAAAGAUUACGAGCACUGCUUGAGUCUUCAACGAAAAUUGGACGAUGUCGACAGCGACAUGAGAGUGGAUGACUCGCGAAUAAAAGCGAUAAAUGCUUUAGCCGAUAAACUUAUGAAACAGGGUCGCGAUAACGAAUCGAAGACCAUACAACAGCGUCGUGACAAUUUCAAUAAUAAAUGGAGAGGUUUGCAAGGUGCGCUGAGUGCCUACAGAGAGACCUUAGCGGGUGCGUUAGAGAUUCAUUUAUUCAAUAGAGAUAUCGACGAUACCAACCAAAGAGUCAUGGAAAAAUCGGUUGCCAUGAACACCGCCGACGUUGGCAAAGAUCUACCUGCCGUAGAACAGUUGCAAAGGAAACAGGAAGCGAUGGAAAGAGACAUGACUGCCAUAGAAGGAAAAUUGAACGAACAUAGGGAAGAAGCGAGAAAGCUCUCGCUUAAAUAUCCUGAUAAAGCUAGCGAAAUAAACGCUAUGCUGUCGGAAGUAGUAUCGAAUUGGGCCGACCUGCAACGUUUGACUCAGCAUCGUCGACAAGCUUUAAAUCAAGCGUACACGUUGCACAAGUUCGAAGCAGACCUGCAUGAAUUAGAAAUUUGGGUUGCGGACACGAUUAAACGAAUGGACGAGUCGGAACCACCUACCACCAUUUCAGAGGCCGAAGCUUUAUUGGAAUUGCAUCAAGAGAGAAAAGCGGAGAUCGAUGGUAGACAAGAUACGUUUAAGGCAUUGAAGGAGCACGGACAGAAAUUGGUUUCGAUCAACGAGGAGGUUAAAGGCAGCCUGCAACAUCUCGAAGAGCUUAGGCUGAAGCUAGUACACGCCUGGGAGGAUCGUAGGCAAAAGUUGACGCAGGCGCAUCAAUUGCAAUUGUUCAAAGAACAGGCGGAUCAAGCGGACAGUUGGCUCGCAAUGAAGGAAGCGUUUCUCAACAACGACGAUCUCGGCGAGUCGUUAUCAGGGGUCGAAACGUUGCUCCGCAAACACGAAGAAUUCGAAAAUUUGCUGGUAUCUCAAUUAGGAAGAAUAGAGGAAUUGGAAAAGUUCGCGAACGAUAUUCUGGCGGAAGAGCAUGCCGACGCCAACGUAAUUAGACAGAGAUUAGCGUCGGUUUGCGCUAGAAGAGACAGAUUGCGAAAUAGUGCUACGGCCAGAAGAGAAAAAUUGCUGGAAAGCCAUCAUUUGCAUCAGUUCCUCAGAAAUAUAUACGAGGUCGAGGGUUGGUUGCAUCAGAAGCAGCAGGUGGCAAGCGAUGAAAAUUACCGGGACUCGUCGAAUCUACAAAGCAAAAUUCAAAAGCACGCUGCCUUUGAAAGCGAAUUAAUAGCGAAUAAAGGGAGGAUAUCGUCGGUCGUUAACGAAGGGGAAGCGCUCAUCGAGGAUAACCAUUACGCUUCUAAAGAGAUACAAGAACGUUUGGAUGAGUUGGAAGGGGAGUGGCGUCUUUUACAAGAAACGAGCGAAUUGAAGAAGAACAGACUGAACGACGCGUAUCAAGCAUUGCUCUUCAAUAGAACUCUGGACGAAUUUGAGGCUUGGAUGGACGAAGUCGAAACGCAAUUACAGUCGGAAGAUCACGGGAAAGAUCUUUCCAGUGUGGCGAAUCUCUUAAAGAGGCACACCAAUUUAGAAAACGACGUUUUGGGACACAACGAGGCAUGCGAAUCGAUCAAAGAGACGGCGGCAAAUUUUGCUAGAUCGAAUCACUUCAUGUCCGAGGAAAUUCAAGAAAGAGCAUCGGCCACCAUCAAUAGGUACCACAGCUUGCAAGAGCCAAUGCAAAUACGAAGAGAUAAUUUAGAAGAUGCUAAAUUAUUGCACCAAUUUGUAGCGGACGUCGAAGACGAGCUACAUUGGUUAUCGGAAAAAGAACCUUUAGCCGCCAGUAAUGAUCUAGGUAGUUCACUGAUGACGGUGCAAAGACUUCAAAAGAAACAUCAUGCUCUGGAAGCGGAACUGAUAUCCAGAGAACCGGUGGUGGGUUCCUUGAUCGGUAGGGCAACGGCCAUGAUAAGGAGCGGACACUUCGCGUCGGAGAAGAUAGAAAAAUUGUCGCAAGAAUUGCAAGAGAGUCUUUCGCAUCUUCGAGACUUGGCGAGCGUCCGGAAGUUGCGUUUAUUGGACGCGGUCGAAUCGCAAAUGUUCUACGCCGAAGCUGCCGAAGCUGAACAGUGGAUAAGAGAGAAAAAUCCGCAAGUAACAUCGACGGAUUACGGAAAGGACGAGGAUUCGGUACAGUCUUUGCUCAAGAAAUUGGAAGGGAUAGAACGCGAUUUGUCGGGUUUCGAGAGCACCGUGGACAAUCUUAAGAAACUCUCCCACGGUUUAAUAGAGAGGCACCAUUUCGAUAGCAAAAAUAUAGGUCAGAAGCAGGCCGAAAUCGAAAGUAAAUUCAAAGAGCUACAAAACUUGAAGGAUCACAGAUUGCAACGUUUACUGGAAAGCGAAAAAUUCUUCCAGUUUAUCAGACAGGCCGACGAAGCGAUCGAAUGGAUCGGAGAUCAAACGACCGUCGCUGCGUCGGAGGAUUACGGCCGUGACGUCGAACACGUCGAGCUGUUGAUUCAGAUAUUCGACAAUUUCUUAGCUGGUCUGACGACGAGCGAGAACCGAAUUUCUGCCGUACUCGACGCAGGCCAGAAAUUGAUAGAACGUAACAAUCCUGAGAGGGCUAGGAUACUUGGAAAAAUCGAAGAAACCAAACAGCAGUGGGAAGAUCUGAAGGAACUGGCACACGCGCGACAAGACGCGUUAGCGGGUGCCAAACAGGUUCACAUGUUCGACAGGACAGCCGACGAAACGAUCUCGUGGAUUCAAGAGAAGGAGGCCGCUCUGAGUUCUGACGGAUAUGGACACGAUUUGGAGACUAUUCAAGCUUUGGUCAGGAAGCAUCAGGGAUUUGAGACCGAUCUGGGAGCGGUAAAAGAGCAGGUCGAGUCUCUGAUGGAGGAAGCACUGCGAUUGAUCGAAUUGUUCCCAGACGCACGUAUACACAUCGACGUCAAGCACCAAGAAGCCGAAGCGACCUGGAAUGAACUCUUGGAGAAGGCUGCUCAAAGGCGAAGCAAAUUGGCACAGGCGGAACAAUUGCAGACGUAUUUGGGCGAAUACAGAGACUUGUUGUCUUGGAUAAACGAAAUGGUGGCCAAGGUUACCGCGCCGGAAUUGGCGCGAGACGUUCCAGGAGCCGAAGCUCUAAUUUCCCGACACAACGAAUAUAAAACCGAGAUCGACGCGCGAAAGGAAGCGUUCGAGAAGUUCUACAAAACUGGCCAAGAGCUCAUCGAGCAGGGCCACUUUUUGGGAAAAGAGAUCGAAGAAAAAAUAUCUGUAUUGCGUUUAAGGAAACAAACACUUUUAGAUACUUGGGAACAAAGGAAACUCAUAUACGAACAAAAUUUGGACACGCAAUUAUUCAAACGGGAGGCAGAAACUUUGGAAAAUUGGAUCGUCAGUAGAGAACCGAUGUUGCACGAUGGUAAAUUGGGCGAGAGCAUUCCACAAGUGGAGGAGCUUAUAAGAAAGCACGAGGACUUUGAGAAGACCAUAGAAGCUCAGGAGGAAAGAUUCAACGCGUUGAAUCGUAUAACGAUGCUCGAGAAAGCGUUCCGGAAGCAACAGGAAGCGGAGAUGGCCGCGAGACAAGCCGAGAAGGAACGAAUCGAACGUGCGCGGAUCGAAGAACGAAAACGUAAAGAGGUACAAAGGAUAACCGAGGAACGAAAACGGGAGGAAGAAAGAAGAAGAUUAUUGGAUAGCCCUCAUAGGCCUUCGCACGAUGAGGUCAAUGGAACGGUCGACGAGCACGAGUCCGUUAACAGAUUGGCGCCGUUAAAAGGUGCCACUCCGGUCGAAGUUUCGGAGCCUACUCUGAUUCAAAAAUCGCACGGUAUACCUCACGUCUUUGGCGAUAAAUUGAGACGAUCUAACGCGGACAUCAAAAGAGCGGAAAGUAUGAAGGUUGACACGAAGAAACCGAAACGUACUCCGAGCUUCACGACUAGACGAAGGACGCAAAGCUUUAGAAAACUCCAAAGAAUGGAAAACAUGGACGCUUUACCGCCCGUAGAGAUCCAGGGUCUUCUUGAAAGGAAACACGAACUACAAAGCGCCGGAAAGAAAGCCGCCGUUCGUUCGUGGAAGCAAUAUUACACCGUACUAUGCGGACAACUAUUGUGCUUCUUCAAGGACAUAGAAGAUUUCUCGCUUAGCAAAGCAGCCACCGCGCCGAUUACCAUUUUCAAUGCCAUAUGCGAGAAAGCGGACGAUUACACGAAAAAAAAGAAUGUAUUCCGCUUAAAGUGUACGGAUGGUUCGGAAUUUUUAUUCUUAGCUCCGAAUCAACAAGAGAUGGAAGAUUGGGUCAAUAAGAUAUCGUUCCAUGCUAAAUUGCCACCAAGCCUGCAACUUCUAAGCUAUGACGAUUCUCAAAAGGAGGGUCUAGAGAGGCUGCACAGUGCACCAUCGGAUCAUCAAGAUGAUAAUAUGUCGACCGGAAGUAGUCGCGCCUCGACGCCCGAAAUGGAACGGAAAAACUCGGUGAUCAGAUGCGAUGUUUCCAAUCAACGCUCCCCGAGCACAGUGCAAAUAGAAUUUCUACAACAGCAUCGACAAAAUCAACAACGCCGUGAUCCGCAUAAUACAGAGUUCUUAGCCUCGGAAAGAUCGGAGCCACCUCAAACGCAAACAGAGUUUUUGCAAAUGCACAGGCAACAGCAAUUACUCGCGCAACAACAACAACAGCUGAUUCAACAGGAACAACUUGCGAAUCAAAGAGAUCAAUAUCAACAAAAUUCGAGCGAUAAACCUCCCAUACCGCCAAGAGGAGCACCGCCACCAAUUCCUUUGCGAUCACCGAGUUCCGAAAACGUGAUACAAUUUCGACGAAACGAUUCGGAACACCAUCUGCAACAAGGGAGGCCACAAUCGUAUCAGCAACGCGGUACAACCUUAAAUCAUAAUGGAUCUAGCCAGUAUCCGACAAACGAAGUGUGGCAUAGACAAAGUACCGUAGAUAUGAAUACGCAACAUCCAGAAUUAGCACCUCCCCUGCCAUCGAGUGCCCCUCCACCUACCGGAAUGGCUCAGUGGAAUAUACCCCAUGACCCUGGUCAGUCAUUACAGCCAUUUUCAUACAAAUUUCGUACCGAAUCAUAUGGGAAUGUGCCGAUAAACGUUAGACAGACUUCACAGCAACAAAAUAAUUCAUUUAGUACCAGACCAGCCUCUUUACCUCCGUACGUAGCUCCGCCAGCAGUACCGCAGAAUGUUCAAAACGUUGCGCUUGUAGAUGGUAGAAGACCGUCCGAAAGUGGUUCAGAAAGUGAAAAUAGUAUAAGUGGUAGUAGAAAAGAUCGUGAUUAUAAACGAAGUUCUGUUUUAAGCAACUUAUUUGGCAGGAGAAAGAAACCAUCUCAGUCGUAAUCUAUAUACAGGGAUCUCCAUUCUUGUAGGGUACUUAAAUUCUAAAAAAAAAAAAAAAAGAGAUUCCACGAAAGGAUAAUAGCCUUCGACAUUAUUAAAUUCCUCAAAAACAGAAAAAAAAAACAAUUUUCUAUGCCCUGUUAUAUAAUACGUAUUCUAAAAUCUGUAAAUUAUAUUAUUACGUGUAUAAUACAAUAUUUUUCAUUAAAAUGUAUACAGGAAUUAAUAUAUUCAGACACGGCUAGAUUUAGAUGAAAAAAAAAAAAAUUAAAAACAACGCAAAACUGAUAUAAAGUUGUUUCGUAUAUCGUAUAAAAAAAAAAAAGUUAAAUAAAAUAAUAAUGAAGCGAGUUAAAUGCUUACUAUCGCAAGUAAUUAUGAUCGCGCGCAUUUUGCAAAUUUCUUAUUUUUGCCACACAGAUAUAUUCUUUGUUUUAGAAUAUCGGAAUUUUUUAAUUCAAUUCUAAUCGUAAUUGUAACUUUUAGUUUUGUUAAAAAAUGACUAACAUCGCCCCAUUAAUUGAUAUAAAUUAAAUAUUUCUUGUUUUUGUUUUUCUUUUUAUAUUGUAAAAAUAACCAAUCUAUAACAAAAAUGGUCAUUACCACGUUAUUUGAAAUGUACCUGACCUUAAAGGUAAAGAUAUAAAAUAUAUCAGCAAGAGCAUUAAAAUGCAAAAACAACUAUAUAAAAAAAAAAAAAAAAAAAAACUGUAGAUUUCAUAAUAUAUGUUGCAAAUAUUAUAUAUUGUAUACCAACUCCUAUUCAGGACCAAUGAUCUUAUUGUAUUAAGCGCAAAGAUAUGUUGAUAUAUAAUGUUUUUGAAAAAUUGUUAUAUCUGUAUGUUUAACAAUCAUCCUCAUGAUUGACACAGUAUAAUAGUAUGUAAAGUAUAUUUAAUAUCAUUUAAGAAAUAAAUAAUUAUCUACUAGUUA